CGGUAACAGUGAGGCAAAAAAAGAGGUGUUGAGAAAAUAGACGAAGUUUGGAAACUUGGGAAAAGUACAGAAAAUGACUGAUACCCUGCAAUAGAAGUAAAAAUGGAUAAAAAGCACAAGGAAGUUCUGCGAACAAGCCGAGCUGAUCUGGUGGAUAACAUCAACAUUGAUGAUGGACUUAUCACACAACUUCUAUCACGUAAAAUAAUCUCUAAACGGGUCGGCAACACAAUACAGGCUUGUUCAACUCCUGAAGCAAGGACCGAAAAACUUUUGGACGUGCUGAACGGACCAAACGCAUUUCAAGGCUUGUGUGAUGGUCUUGUAGCUACAGAACAGGAAUACAUUGUAGAUUUGUACUUAAAAUCCGAUACAAGUGAAAAGAAAGAAGAAAAAGUUCAAAGUUCAGAGACAAAGUCUACACAAGACACAGAGGCAACACCUCAGAAAUCAGAUAAUCUUCCAGAAAGCAGCCAAAUACAAGGGUUAGAAAAAAGUUCAGAGAAUGACUCUAGAGUACUUGAUUAGCUGGCCCAUCAGGGGUCUCAGUUCUAGCCCCAAGCAGAUCCCAGUUUCAGUAUGCAGCCAUCAUGCAGGAGAAGGGACCUGAACGUUUUAGUAAUCUCCCAAAAUCUUACAUGGAGGAUCCAUAUGGUUAUGGUGCUGAGUCAGAAAAUCGACUUCUGAAAGAUCCGGAGUGGACUGGGUACAGCUCACAUGGGUCGACUUGGAACACAAUGCCAGACAAGGCUAGGUUUCAGAAAUACCCAUACAUGAUGCACCCUCCAAAAGGCAUGAUGGAAAAACCAGAGUAUUUAGACAGAGAACGCGAAGAAUAUUUAAGCAGCCGAAUCAGGUCUAAACACUACGUUACCAAGGACUCAAUGUAUAACCUACCAAACAUGACUCCGAGGGAGGUUUUUGUUGCCCACCAGGGAGCAGAGUUCAUUGGACAGAUGCCGUCACCCCAUGAGGACUAUCUACGAAUGCGACAAGGUGACCGAGAAAUGUUAUCAGCGCAACGAUAGCCUAGAUGGUAUGACCAAGCGACCAUUCAAGCCAAAUCAAGAUUCCCAUGACCACCCAGGUGUCAAGCGGCUAAGAACAGAAGAAACCGUGAUUUUACCUGCACGAGAUGGGUCAGGUGGUUCUAUCUGUGUACGAGAUUCAUCAUACGAUUCACGAGCAAUUUACAAACCAUUGCCUGAAAUCUUCAUGGUGGACCCAUGUAGCCAGAGGAAUGCCCGUGUCCCACCUAUCCAGUCCAUUGGCGAGUUUGAUGACCCAGAUAUCGACCUCACUGAUGGACCUGUCUCUGUGAAUGUAGCUCUUUGUCAACGCCAGUUUUAUUUGAGUCAUUUCAAAAAGUCUUAUGCCAUGCGAAGGAUCCCGCGAGGCCAGGCUCUGAUUAUCAAUGUUAAUGAGGUGGAAGGGAAAUUACCACGGCGGGGAACCAACAUUGACAGAGACAACCUCCACAACUUACUCACGCAGCUUCAUUUCUGUGUAACAGUAUACAACGACGUUGACAAGCUCACUGCUGAUGAGAUUGGGAAGAAGCUGCAGCAGUUUUCUUUACUAGAGGAUCACGUUCAGGCCGAUUGCUGUGUGGUGUGCCUUCUCAGUCACGGAGAGGAGGGCUACCUGUUCGGAACUGACGGAAACAAACUUAAACUUGAUGAUAUAUUCGCUCUGUUCGACAACAACAGUUGUAAAAGUCUCAUUGGCAAGCCAAAAAUUUUUUUCAUCCAAGCUUGUAGAGGUGGUGCGUUAGAUGAAGGUGUGGAAUGGAAACAAGCGGACGAGAUUGACGGCUCCCAUCCCAGCAUGCGACAACUUCCAACAAUGUCGGACAUGCUCAUCUGUUAUCCAACACAGUCAGGAUAUUAUGCUUGGAGAAACCGUGAACGUGGGAGUUGGUAUAUUGAAGCCUUAGUGCAAAUUCUAAUGAAGUACGCCAAAAACGAGGAUAUGUGUACCAUGCUAAACAGGGUGAACCAGUUGGUUUCAAGAAAGAUAUCACGCUGUCCCCAGAUCGAAAUGGAUCAAAUGUCGCAGAUGUCGGAAUACAAAAGUACACUGCGAAAACCUCACCUCUUCUUCUUUCCUGGAAUCGGAUCUGUGUGACCUUUGACCUGUAAUCCAGAGGUCAUUGAGAAAAGUUCUUCCAAUCUUUUUUAACUGUGAUGAUCAAGAGUAAAAUAUUGUAUCAUGAUAUUUAAUUCAUGAUCUUAACGAUUUGUUAGUCCCAUUGGUCAAAAUUUCAUUCUUUUUCAUUGAUAAAGAUAUAUCCACUUAAGUGUGUAUUUUUAUAAAGAGAUGUAGUUAAAGUCCCUAUAAAGUUGUGAUAAUGCUACAUUUUGUAUGUAUCGACACUCCCUACCCGGGUCAGUUUUUGUUUCUCGGAAAGCUGAAAAACGGGCCUAGCUGUCUGUGCUGUCUUGGUUGUGUCUUUGGGCAAGACACUUAACCCUAAUUGCUCAGGAUGGCAUGCGAUGGGCCUCCCUCUGUUCAGUGAGGUAGUCACCAACUACUACAUGGAAACCCGACCUCAAAAUGACUCUUCCUGUUCAGGAGACGAUAAACCCAGCAAUCAUUUUUAUACCUAGGCGAUGUGACUUGUUAAGUAAAACAUUUGUUGUAAAUGUAUAUUAAAGUUGGCUCAUGAAUUCUGACUUCCUUCAAAGAAAGUCAUCUAAAUUAUGUAGUUCCAAAAUUGGCGCUCUAAUUUUCAGCCUUUAUAAGUAUUUAUGAACUCUGAUAGAGUAAGAUUGAUGUAUGAUUACGAUGACAAGGCAUACCAUUAAUUAUAUAAAAAAAAAAAUACAAAACAUCAACGAAAUGAAAAUUUGAUAUUCAGAUAAACAUGUUCCCUGUAAUAUUUUUUCUAUGUAGAUAUUUAAAUAUAUUUCAUUUCCUCUAUAUUUGUUUUGACUGAUUCAGUGAUUUGAGAAAGUGCUCACAAAUACUUGUUUACAUUCAAAUGUAAAAAUUUAAAGACAAUUACACUAUAAAAAUUUAUAAUUAUUUAUAACCUUUGUCUUUACCUUUGUACGUAGCUAGGAAAUAAUCCUUUUUGAAGACUCUGUUAGUGAAAAAACAAUUGAUUAUUGCAGUUUUAUUUUUUAUUUAUUUUGAUAGUCUGAUCAAUUUUAGUUUAAGUAAUAUUGUUUUAGAUGCAGGAGUUUGAAACACAGAAUUUGUAUAAUUAGAGUUUAAUUUAGAAUUUUUAUGCUUUGCAUUUUAGUGUUACAUUUUCCGAUAGGAAUUACUGUGUACGGUAUACCUACGGUUUCAUUAUUGCUAGGUCUGUAGAGUAACCAUUAGAAGUGAUCACUAUCCUGUUAUAUUUAUGACUCUCCUUACUGACGUGAGAGUGAAAAUAUCCAUGCUUACAUUUUGUUUGAUCAGCAGUAAACUGAGUUAGUUUGAAAAUGUAUUGUUGGAAAAACCAACUAUAGGAACUUAAUCAAAAGUUUUCUGCUAUUAUGUGAGAUUUAUUUGUGAAAUGAAUCAAAUGAAAAAUGCUGCCAUUUCAGAAAAUGACCCUGUACAGAACUUAAAUAUCAACUUUUAACAAGUUGGAAUUAAUAUUGUGAUCUUUAUUAAACUUUUUGUUUAAAAUUUCCCAAAAACAGGACUGUUUCCUUGACAAUAAGAGUGAAACCUGACUUUACCGACCUUGUCUAGGUAAUGUGUCGGAUAGGACAGUGUGUUGGUGAAGACAGUGUCAGCAAUAGUAGUGGGGCAUGUUACCGUUCUGGUGGAUAUGGUCAGAUGUUACAGGAUGUUGUUAUAGUCAGUGGUCAGUAAAGUCAGGUUUCACUGUAAUAAUUUUACCGUAUUCAGUGUAAUAAAUGACACAUACCCUUACAAAUACAUCCCUACAUUCUUUUGUUGGAAAGAUAAAUAAAUGUGGCCUCUUAUUUACAUUUCAUUAUAUCUAAAAAUAUCUUUCUCUCUUGCUUCUCAGCCUGGAUUACCUGGUUACAUGAAACUUUUUCCCUGUAAAUGAUUUAUCAAAGAUAUUUAUGCCCCUGCCAUAAAAUAGAGGUGCAUAAAGUUGCCCAUGUCCGUCCCAUCUCCUCAUGUCAAGUCCUAUGGUAUGACGAUGCAUCCCGUCCCCCCUCACACCGCUUCCCGUCCUAUCCUGAUUCAAUAUAAACACUUAGCAACUUCAUACUUUUGACCCAUUUUUUUGUCAAAAUUUAUUCAAUUUCCAUACGUCAAGCUUGAGUAUACUUCAGACAUUGCUGUCUUUCAAGGAUUUUAAGGCCAAGGCCAGGGUCAUACUUGCUAUAUAUAGAAAAUCAUCAACUGAUUCAAUUUAAACUCUAAGCAAAUUCAUUCUUUCACAAAUUUUGGUCAAACUUUAUGUAAAGGUCACAUGGCAGCAGAGGUAUUUAUGUUGUUUUUUCUUAAUUUCUUUUUUUGUUUUGUUAGUACACAUUUCAUUUAUUGUGUCAAAUAGGGUAUUGCUAUACCACAGUAUACUAUGCUUUCAAAGCAGAAUAACAGGAUAUUUUGCUUUAAAUGGUAACAGUUUUAAAUGUUUAAACUGUCCGACAUAAUCUGUGUAUGAAAUAUAUGAUUGUGUUAAGAUUGUUGUCUUCAAAGAUAAAUAUAUAUAUAUAUAUAUCAUGUAUAAACUUUAUUGUGAAUAGAUAAUACUGAUUUAAUUCACAUGUAAAUAGAUAAUAAUGGAUCUAUUAUAAAGGAAUUAAUAUAACAGAAACUUAGAUUUUAUAGAGAAUAUUUAAAAUGUUUAUGUGCGGUUGUUCCACACAUCCUAACUGUUAAUCAUAUCGUUGUUGUCGGGGACUGUAACCGACUUGUUACAGAGAUAAUAUCCUUUCUAUAGCCGAUCAGUGUCUCGCUAAAAGAAUUAAGAUAGAUUUUUUAAAUUUUCUUUGAGGAAUGGCCAUAUUGUGUUCAAAUAUAUAAACAAUGUCUUAGAAUUCUAAUACUCAGAGUGUAUCAUUGUAAGGACAAAACUGAAAACUGGAUUAGGGAAAGAGGGUUUAGUAAUCUAAUUAGUGUUUUAAUGAGAGAAUCUUCAUUAAUUCUUAUCACCCUCAAAAUAUUGUUAACGCUACACAGGGGAUAGGCGUGGACCUAUGUCACAAAAAAAUGAUUGUCAGUUGAAAAUUAGCCUAUCCCGAUUAUGUAAUGACCCUUCCCUCAACUAUAUAUCCCUAACCGCAAGUAAAUGAAGUCGUAGGACGGGUCAUACUCGGGAGAUGAUAAAAGUUAAGGAUAUGUAGUCAUGGGAUGGGUCAUUCUUUGGAGAGGCUAAUUUUUCAUCUGACAAUUUUUUUUGUGAUGUACCGUAGGUCUGUGCCUACCACUUGUAGUGUUGCAGUACAUAUUUUAGUGGUGAUCUUAAUUAAGCGACUUUUGCAUUGAAAAUCUCCUAAAUCAUGGUUUGGAUAACAGUUUACUGUUUUCUACUGCAAGAACUUUGAGGCAUUCAAAUUCAUCAUCUCCAGCCAUAAUCUGUUUCGAUUCAGUUAUCAGCUUAAAUUUGAGUGCACCAAAAUAAAUGUUUUCACAGUAUUAUAAAAAAAGUUUUUCUGCAUUAAAUUGUUUGUGUAGAGAAUCACAGGACAUUGACUAUAAUUUGUUUUUGAUUUUUUAGCUUUAUGGGUAGAUCAAAUUUCCUAAAACAGAAGUGUUCAAGUCAACAAUUUUGUUGUAGAAUUACAGUGAAUAUUAACAUAAAGCAUACCAUAACUUUUAUAUAAGUAUUUAAGAUGUACAUAGUGUUUACACUUCUGUCUGUACCAUUCCAGCUGUGUUCAGAGUCAAACUUUUUUGUUGACAAUUGUUAAAUAUUCGACUUUACCAUGUACAUUUAAAUUUUAAUCUUGUCUUUUUGUGUUCAGUGUUUUUAAGAUUGACAAAUUAAGUCAAGACUGGGCCCUAUGUGUUCAAAUAUACAUUUUAUCUACUUGUUAAAGAAUCAUGAUUAUUACUUGUUGAUUAGUUACUGCGGCUGUUUGUCUGUCUGAAAUCUGUUCUUUCGUAUGAAGAUCGACAGUGGCCGUAGAUUAUUUUGUCAUCGUUUAUACAUUGAUAAAGUUAUGAUGUCAUUGUCAUUGUCUCAUCCACCAUCAUGAUCCCAAUGUCAUAUCUUAUGUAGUCAGUGUUGUGUUACCUUUGACUCUGAUGUCAGUGUUGUGUUACCAUUGACUGAUGUCAGUGUUGUGUUAUCAUUUACUCUGAUGUCAGUGUUGUGUUACCAUUGACUGAUGUCGGUGUUGGUUUACCAUUGACUGAUGUCAGUGUUGUGUUACCAUUGACCCUGAUGUCAGUGUUGUGUUACCAUUGACCCUGAUGUUGGUGUUGUGUUACCAUUGACUCUGAUGUC
Molecule: messenger RNA, 6370 nt
Organism: Pecten maximus
Lineage: Eukaryota; Metazoa; Mollusca; Bivalvia; Pectinida; Pectinidae
Product: caspase-2-like
Exons: 10
Coding region: 970-2127 (385 amino acids)
Biological process (GO): proteolysis
Molecular function (GO): cysteine-type endopeptidase activity
Source: RefSeq, a predicted model, not a curated record